Morus notabilis is the source of this 822-nucleotide messenger RNA. RefSeq lists its product as uncharacterized. The transcript has 2 exons. The record is from RefSeq and is a predicted model, not a curated record. NCBI's taxonomy places the organism in Eukaryota, Viridiplantae, Streptophyta, Magnoliopsida, Rosales, Moraceae. Bases 1 to 822 code for a protein of 273 amino acids.
AUGAGCAUUGGUGACUACUACACCAAAUUAAAAGGCUUGUGGGAUGCACGUGAUGCUCUAAGUCCUCUUCCACCUUGUGAUGGCGACAUAGCAAAGAAAUUGCAGGAAUACCAACAAACACAACGUACUAAUCAAUUCCUCAUGAGACUCAACCCCGUUUAUGCCGGCGCUCGAGGGCAGAUCUUACUCAUGGAUCCCUUGCCGCCUGUGAACAAGGUAUUUUCUCUCAUUAUUCAAGAUGAAAAACAACAAAACAUCUCUUCACAGGUGACUGGGAAGACACCGGAUGCGGCUGCCUUUGCUGUCAAAGAUGGACCACCAAAUUUGAACAUGAAUUACUCACCAAGAAACCCACAUCUCAAAUGUGAUCAUUGCAACCUUGUUGGACAUACCACUGAAAACUGCCGCCAACAUCUUCAAUGUGAUCCUUGUGGCUACAGGGGCUAUACCAUCGACAUCUGUCACAAACUCAAGCGGGCAAAUGCUCAAGGGGAUAAGAGAGGUCCCUCAAAGUCUUACGUCAGAGCACAUCACGCGGAUUCUACAUCCAACAAAGCUGAAACAACUCAUUCUCAUAUAGUCUCACUGCUGAUCAAUAUCGUGAUCUCCUUGAACUCAUUGAUCGAACAAAAUCGGACCAACAUUCGGGGAAGACGAUUGGGAUGGGAAUUGAGCAAGCUGGACUCUACUACUUGGAUACUUCGAAGUAUGUUGGGUGUCGUGUCUUCGCUGCCACUGCCACUUCCACCACUCCUCAUCUUUGGCACCAACGCCUUGGUCACCCUUCCAAUAAAACCCUGCAAGGCAUUUCUUUGUGUUUAG